Messenger RNA from Poecilia reticulata (guppy), 6328 nucleotides. RefSeq names its product sorting nexin 27b (gene snx27b). Gene Ontology annotation, cellular component: early endosome. The record is from RefSeq and is a predicted model, not a curated record. Gene Ontology annotation, molecular function: phosphatidylinositol-3-phosphate binding; protein binding. Lineage: Eukaryota; Metazoa; Chordata; Actinopteri; Cyprinodontiformes; Poeciliidae. Gene Ontology annotation, biological process: intracellular protein transport; endocytic recycling; signal transduction.
AUGCUCCCCAGUUUUUGGUUUCGGCAAUCCUCGGCAUUACUCGUCUUUUUCCGGCUUAUACCAGUCAUUUAGCUAGCCAAGCUGAUUAGCCAGGCUACCUCAGCUAAUGUUUGUAGGAAAUUUAACGUUCGGGGAAUUAGACUGAAUGAUACAAACAGUGUAGAAAGAUGGCGGACGUAAAGGGACAAGGAGUUUGCUCCUCGGUCCCUCCGUUGCCUCGCCCUUCCUCCCGUAACGGCUCCGGUAGCGGCAGCGUUACGCCAGACACCGGCGGCAGCUGGCAGACGCCAACCACCGUUACUUCAGGCCCCAGGCUGGUGCGGAUAGUGAAGUCUGACUCGGGCUACGGCUUCAACGUUCGGGGGCAAGUAAGCGAAGGCGGGCAGCUGCGGAGCAUUAAUGGGGAGCUGUACGCUCCUCUGCAGCAUGUGAGUGCUGUCCUCCCUGGAGGAGCUGCAGACAGAGCCGGUAUCUCAAAGGGGGAUAGGAUCCUGGAAGUCAACGGGGUGAAUGUAGAGGGAGCCACACACAAGCAGGUGGUGGACCUGAUCCGGGCUGGCGAGAAGGAGCUGGUGCUGGCCGUUCUGUCCGUCCCGCCGCAGGAAGCCGACUGCCUGGAUCCCGGCGACGACGUGUCGGCCCUGUCCUGUUACGACUACUCUGACAAGCAGGCCGUCCCGAUCUCCAUUCCGAGCUACAAACACACUGAACUCAAUGGUGAAAAGUUUGUGGUGUAUAAUGUGUAUAUGGCGGGUAGGCAGCUGUGCUCCAAGCGUUAUCGGGAGUUUGUGAUUUUGCACCAAAACCUUAAGAGGGAAUUUGCCAACUUUACGUUCCCCAAACUUCCUGGGAAGUGGCCUUUUUCACUCUCUGAGCAGCAGCUCGAUGCACGGCGCCGAGGCCUGGAGGAGUACCUCGAAAAAGUCUGUUCAGUACGGGUAAUUGGAGAAAGCGACAUCAUGCAGGAGUUCUUGUCUGAAUCAGACGAGAACUAUAACGGUGUUUCAGACGUGGAGUUGAGAAUAGCCAUGCCAGAUAAUACUACCCUCACCGUUAGAGCUCGUAAAAACUCCACCACAGACCAGGUUUAUCAGGCCGUGGUCAUGAAGCUUGGCAUGGACAGUAUAACUGCUAGCUACUUUGCUCUGUUUGAGGUCAUCAACCAUACCUUCGUGCGUAAACUGGCACCCAAUGAGUUCCCCCACAAACUUUAUGUACAGAACUAUACCUCAGCCGUCCCAGGAACCUGCCUCACGCUGCGAAAGUGGCUCUUCACCACAGAAGAAGAGAUCUUGCUCAGUGACAACCAACUUGCUGUCAGCUACUUCUUUCACCAGGCAGCUGAUGAUGUGAAGAAAGGCUUCGUUAAAGUUGAGCAGAAGUCUUAUCAGCUCCAAAAACUGGCAGAGCAGAAGAAGAUGUCCAUGUACUUGAGUUUGUUACGGAGCUGUGAGGGCUACAAUGAGAUCGUAUUCCCUCAUUGUUCCUGUGACUCCCGACGCAAAGGCCAUGUGAUCACAGCCAUCAGUAUACACAACUUUAAGCUGCACGCCUGUACAGAAGAAGGUACUAUUGAGAACCAGGUGAUUGCUUUCGAAUGGGGGGAGAUGCAGAGAUGGGACACAGACGAAGAGGGCAUGGCUUUCUGUUUCGAAUAUGCACGGGGAGAGAAGAAGCCACGCUGGGUGAAGAUUUUUACUCCUUAUUUUAACUACAUGCACGAGUGCUUCGAGAGAGUCUUCUGCGAGCUGAAGUGGAGGAAAGAGGUGGAAGAGGAGGCCACAGACAAGGACAACAAGAACUGCAGUAAAGACGGUCUGUGCGGAAAGAAUAUUUUCCAGCUGUUGAGGCACAGAAGAGAUGGGGGCACGUAGGGGGGAGAACACUGUCACCGACUCAGCUGAGUGUUUUACCUUGACCCAGUCUCACUCAGCCAAGAACUUACACGGUCAUCAUUUACACUCCAUUAACUACGACACAGGACGCUGCUCCCUACAUGUUAACCAACAACCAUCUGCUGAAAAACAUGAAAACACAAGCAUUAAAAAAAAAAAAAAAGAAAGAAACUACAUGACUCAUGAGCCAGAACUUUAUGAACAUGUGUUAAACUAAAGCUUUGGCAGACCUAAAGUGAAGGAUUCAUGCAAGAUGUUCUUCCUGGUCAGAAGUGGAUUGUAAGCAGGAUGAUUUAAACUUUUUUUUUUUUUUUUUUGGAAAACAAAGUGAAUAAUCAGUGCAAAAACAAGGACAACUGAAAGUAUUCAGAGGGAGGAACAAAGACGAGGAUAAUCUGCUGUUCUUAUCCCGUUGUGGGUGCAUGAUGUCCACAUCUGGUGGAGAAGAGUCAGAGAUCCUGGGAUGUAACUUACAGAUAAAUCAGGUUACAUGUUGACAAUUGUCACACAUUUUGCGCUGAAUUUGCCUCUAGAAAGAAUCAAAACGUCUGAACGUAGCAGGCCAAACAAAUGCAUUUGUUAGUUUUAUUUUUGGGGGACGCCCACUUGGAUUUACACUAAUGUUGCACUUUAUCAGACUGUAUUCAUGCAGCUUCAGGGUGUGCAGAUCGCAACCUCAGACAUUACACAUGGGUUCAGUACUGGAAUAAGCCCAGGCUGGAUGUAAACAUUUUGACUGACUGAAUUAUAAACUGAUUCCCCAACUGGUGUUAAAGCCAUGACUUUCUGUGUUCAAAAACGCCCUGUUUAUUUUUCUUAUAGUAUAAUAAAAAUGUUUUGAGAAACAGAAUUUUAGGCUUUUUUAGUAGUUCUAAGCCACAAUCAUCAAAAUUAACUGAAAUAAAUGCUUGAAAGAUGUAACUCUGUGUGUAAUGAGUCUUCACUCUUUCAAGUGAAUUACGGAAAUGCAUGUUACUUCCUGAGGAGACUCUAUUUUAUUUAGAUGAACCUGUACCUACAGUAUUAUGAGAACCCAUCCAUGCCAAUAUGUUUUAAGGCCAUGGUACUGUAGAAAAUUAUAUUCAGGGUGCAUUACCUAGAACAAGCAGCAGGGGUCCUUCUGCUCUUUCCUGCUCCCUGGUUCACAGUGAUUACUUUGUCUCUGGGCGCUCCCACAGGAUUUAUAUUAGGCUUGAAAUUCAAGCAGCUUUUCCACUCCACAGUGUUGAUCUCUGUGGACGGUACUUUGCCGAACUGGUCAGCCACCCGUUCACAGCAGAAGUCGGGCUUAGUGAUGCGACAGUCUCUUAUCAGAAGGAUGUUUUCAUCUUUACACAAUAAGGCAAAUAGGCUCCAUUAAUUAAGGCUUUCUUGCAACUGAUCUUAUUGCUGAAAUCUAAUAAUGGAAAUAUGAAGUUUAAUGUCAAGUAAAAGCUAAUAAUGUGAUCCUGCCGUACAGAUAUAAACUUGAAAACUAAACUGGAAUGUUUUUUUUUUUUUUUUUACUCUGUAAGAGCCUGAUGGUAUUUGCUCGUUAUUAAGUUUUGUCUCCCCAGUCUAAUGUCGGUCUGUUUAUAUUGUAUUUUAAUCUAAUCUUAUUGACUUUUAAUUGCAACUAAAAAUCCUUCUGACGUGUUCAUCUUAUUUGAAAAGUUUCCAGUCACUUGGCAUUAGUUUUGUAAAAGUCUUUCAUCUUCACUUAUUUCUUUACAAUGUACUUCCAAUGAGUCAGAUUUUGUUUAUUUCUUUUAGAGAUAUUGUAAUCCUCUUAGGUACUCCCUAAGAGAUUUUCUUUGAAUGUUGGCUGCUUUUUGUAAGUUUUCAGUCUUGUGUCCAACCAUUCAGAUAUUUAUUAGUUGGUUAAGCAGAAUAAUUCAGAUAAAAUGCCUACUGAUUUCACAGCGUGUAAAGUAUUGUCCCUCCUUCUGUGACUGAAUUAAUUGAAUACCAAAGAUAAGAGAUUGAAACAUACGCAGGGUUCCGAAGCACUCUCAAAAUCUGCGGAAUGUAAUUUUUGUAGUUUACUCCAUGGAAAAAAAAAAUACAAGUAUAGCAAAUAUUUAUAUUACCAGACUCAAUACUUUUUAGCAAAAUAUCAGAUUUUUCCAAAAAUAAGUAUGUUCAACCAGAAAUCUUCACACUGAUUGUCUCUGUCUUUUACCGUUUUCACACAGGAAUUAUGUAAACAUUUUAAAUGAAGAUGCAUCCAACUGAGCAUGUGACAUGAAUCUUAUGGAUUUUAGUGCGAUUGCUCAGGUUAAAAGCUAAAAAAAAAACUAAGCUUUUUUUUUUUUUUAAUUAAACGCAUCAUACCAGCCGCUACCAGGUUACUCUUUAAAUGUGAAAAUUAUCACCAAGUGAAAAAGUUACCGAAUUAGCUAUACGUUUCAUAGGCUGCAAGAGAGUGUAAGAGUUUAAACAGAUAACAGGAAGGCUGAAAGUAGAAUAAUGAAGAUUCUCUGCUUUGAUGUCUACCUCUGUCUUACAUGUUACACGUUGGAUUUGGAAAUACUUGCUGCCUUUUGGAAACUUCCCAGAUCAACAUUUUGUAAGGAAUAAACGGGGAGACUUCUGCUUUAGUAAUGCUACACAUACUAACGGCUGAUAUGAGAUGCUUGAAACAGUAGAAAAUAUCAACUCCGUAGUCAUUUUGUCCAUGUUUUAAAAAUAUGAAUCGACCCUGAGUUAUACUGACUGCUCUAACCCUAUCUCGUUGCUUCUUAUGUAAAUAUUUAAUAACAAUUCAUGGCAGGAAUUCUAAAGAGACAUUUUGAACACUGUUCUUACGUGUUAUUGCAAGAGCUUAAUCAUCCAGAAUGUCUGCAACUCAAAUAUUUACAAAAACUGGUGAGAUUCUGAUCAAUGCAUCUCUAAUCAUAGAUGUUUCACAAAUGGAUACUACCUUAGUGAUUGACCAGGUAGUAAAAGGUGAGCUAUAGAUUUUUUUUUUUCAUAGAUUUGUUUGAAAAACACCUUUAUUGACGGUAUUUGGUUUUUUGUUCACUAAAUGAGUGACCGACGUUGGACGCGUCUUUCGUGAUCUGUGUAACAUCUUUUGAUAUUUUUUUUCUGUUCUAUUUAAACAAAAGAAUACAUUAUUUUGUGAUGUAGUACUUGUUUGUCUUUUCUCGAACUUUGUUUUUCCCAAGCCUUUUGCUUGUCCACUUUAUUCAUUUUCUUUUUGCACAAUGAUUGGGUGCAAGAGCUAAACUGUAAAUGACGAAAAAGUAGCCGAAAUCCAAAGAAAAACAUUGAAUGACAUUUAGAAAGUCUGGAAAACUGUUGAUUGAAAAGACUUUAGAGGACUACGAGAAAGAAAGCCUGGCUGAUCAAACUCAACGAUAGAGAUGAUUAAUGGAUUUAAUUUUUGCAUAGCACUGAAGAAAGAUGAACCAGUUGACCCAAGAUUGGGAUCAAAUCUACUCUGAUCAGUGAUUGGGAGGUCAAAUACUGAAAAAGUAUGAGUCCCACCAUUAGGAGUCUAUGAACACAUUGGCCAACAGCUUAGACCUGAAUGCUGCGAUAAAUGAGUAGGGAUCAUUUUGUCUUAUUUUCCCUCAUGUUCUGUUGGAUUCAAAACUACUACCUCUACCAAAUAACCUGCAGCACAUUCUAUUUUAUGUGUUAUAGCCUUUAAAAUAAUAAUUUUUAAAAAAUCAAAAAUGGUGAGUCCGAUCCAUAGUGAUCAGCCUGAUCAAUGCAUCUUUGUUGCUGUAUAUGAUUAGAUCAGUCAUUAAGAGGAUCGUAUUAAUAAUACAGAGGUCACUGAUCACCAAUCGGGGUUAAAUUUGUAUUGCCACUUUCGCUCUGUCUGUCGUUGGUGAUUAUGUUGUUGAAACUAAUUCUCAAUCCACUACGUAAGGUUAAAUGCUAAUAAGCAGUUGAUGAUCUGCCCAAACCCGACUCCAUCAGCUAAUCGGGACAUAAGAAUUGUUUCGGUCAUCUACAAGCAUUUGUAAAAUCCACAUCAGUGGCUUUUUUUCUUUUUUUUUUUAAAGUUAGUUUGUUAUAGUGAUGGUGCUGUUCACAAAAGCCAUCCUAGGUGAUUAAUGAGUAUAAGCAGACCUCUGUGGGUUCCUACAGGGGCUUUAAUUUAGAGUACGCCUCCUCCAAUUGAAAGAUUGAAUGUGCAGCCCCGAAGGCCGAAAACAUUUCGUCGGCUUCUCGUCUGUUCACUGAACCGAGUCUGACACAGUCAAUUGUCUGACACCUUCAAGUGUGCCCUCUCUACAUCCUCCCCUCUCUGUUGUUCUGUGUACAAAACAAUGUUACUUUAUUUAUUUUACUACGGCAGUGUUAAAUUGAGAUAAUUAGGUAUGGAGAUCAACCUGCAAAUCUUUUGACAUGUUGAAAUGUAAAGUUUAAAAAGAGGCAUCAGUUAUUGUAAUAAAUUGUAACAUAUUCUUUUAAAUAAACUGAUUUAUUGAUGCAAA